Messenger RNA from Poecilia reticulata (guppy), 999 nucleotides. The record is from RefSeq and is a predicted model, not a curated record. Lineage: Eukaryota; Metazoa; Chordata; Actinopteri; Cyprinodontiformes; Poeciliidae.
CUCAGUGAGAUCAAUAUCUGCCCUCUCAGAGGUCUCCACAGGCUCCGUGGCAAUCUGUUAAUCGGCUAUUUUCCUGCAGAAUCACUGAGACUACAGCUUAAUCAUGCUGGCAACCAGGACCUUGCUGUCAAAACAGACUCUGACCGCCGUCUCUCAUCAGCCUACCUGCUUCGUUCACCAAGGGGAAUAUGGCUACUGGGGAAACACCAAAGUUGCUGUGGUUUUCUCAGGAUGUGGAUGGUGGGAUGGAAGUGAUGUCCACGAAGGAGCGUACACCAUGUACCACCUGAGCAGGAACGGCGCCCGCUUCCGCACGUUUGCUCCAAAUCAGCAGCAAAUGCAUGUGAUGGAUCACAUGAAGAAGCAGCCUUCCACAGGCGAGAACCGGAACAUGAUGAUCGAGUCAGCUCGCUUCAUUCACGGCCAGGGAAAGAGGCAAAUGCAGGACCUGUCCACGCUGGACGUCAACAGCUUCGACGCCGUCAUCUUUCCCGGAGGCCACGGGAUCGUCAAGAAUCUAUCCACUUUUAUGAAGGACGGCAAGGACUGCAAGCUGCAUAAUGAUGUGGAAAGAGUGCUUAAAGAGUUCCACCGUUCACGCAAACCUAUUGGCCUGGCCAGCAUGGCUCCUGUGCUGGCCUGCCGCGUGUUGCCCAGCAUCGAGGUGACCAUGGGCUACGAGCGGGACGAGAACACCCGCUGGGGAAACUGGCCUCAAACCAACAUGGUGCAGGCUGUGAAGGGCAUGGGCGCUCGCCACGUCGUCCGUGAGCCAUACGAAGCCUAUGUGGACGAGAAGAACAAAGUGGUCAGCACUCCGUCCUUCAUGUGGGAGACGGAUUACCACUAUCACUAUAUAUUCGAUGGCGUUGGAAAUAUGGUCAAACAUGUGAUGCGUCUCUCCUCCAAGAAAGAGUAACACUGAAUGCCCAGAGUUCACCUCUAUACUGUGAUGAAACCUUACCUGAAAUAAUAAAGAUGCUCUAGUUGAAAAGCAAA